CGAAACAUUUCGCAUUUUUCAUUGAAAACAUGGGAGUAUUCGCUCUAUGAGGCGGGACAAGAGAAAGACGAUUCGUUAGUUCACAAUGUCGCCUUCUCGCUCACCGUACCGUUGUGUCGAGGUGAAGUUGGUUCACGAAUUCUCUUGGCCACGAUUUCACUGUUUUUCUGAGGUGAGGUGAAGGUGAAAAUGAACUAGCUACUUGUUAUAAGGAUCUAUUUACCAUCCAUUCUCUCCUCCAGCUCGUGCGUCUUCGCUCUACGCUCCAAACCAAGACGAUUCUGCCAGAAGGCAGUGUGUAUAGCCCGCACAACCAGGCAGCACCCACCACAGGCCUUGCAAGACUCUCUUCCAAUCCCACUUCUCACGGCCCAAACCUCACUACAAGCACACUUAGCUGACGCUACAGCGGCCUCUCGUCGUACAAACCCAGAACAUCCAUCUAUCGACAACAUGCCGUACGUCAUCCACGCCCCCGGCGUCGAAGUCCCUUACAUCCUCGACGACGAAGACGACAGGUACCUCACCUACUUCCGCAACUGGAGCUGGCCCGUCUCCGACCACCACGAGGCGAGAGAGCCCAUCGUCGCCGAGCUGAUCGCCCAGGGCAAGAAGAAGCAUCGCCGCCCCCUCCGCGACGUCUGGAGAGCCGAACUCGUGCGUCGCUACCGUGAGGAGAGCAAGCGCGUUGAGCGCGACAGGAAGCAGCGCAAGCGUGAGGAGAAGGAGAAGAAUAAGGCGUCGACGAUGCAGGAGUUCAAGGAGAAGUGCAAGAAGCUUGUGACGUUUGCAGAGAAGGAAGAGGUCAAGGAGGACAAGCCGGGGUAUCGGAAUGGGAUCUAUGUUAAUUGGAUGGUGGAUAUGCAGAGUGUGUGGGUGCCGGAGACGGAGCGGGAGCUGGAGGCGUCGUUGGAGUCCAAGGCUUGGUGAGUCGUACAGUGGAUGUGUUGAGCUUGUGGUUGGAGGCCUAACAAGAUGGCUGUGAGAGCUCAACGUCUUUUCACUCACCCCGCAGGGUCCGUUCGGUAAUGGGUGUGCAAUAUUGGAGAAACCGGUGAAGGCAUUUCAGGCCAUAUCGCCUAUACAUAAUUCAAGCUGAGAAGUCAAGCUCAGCUUCAAUAUAAUAACAAACAUACUCCGUACUCUGUACGGAGUACAAUCACACUCUAAUGUACCGUAACAGUGACACAGACGCAUGUUAAACGCCACCAAGCAACGCUAGGUAAUGCACAAUGCUUUUUUUAUGCGAGGCUGAAGAUGUGACCCCAAG
This is a messenger RNA of Aaosphaeria arxii CBS 175.79, 1270 nucleotides long. RefSeq lists its product as uncharacterized. NCBI's taxonomy places the organism in Eukaryota, Fungi, Ascomycota, Dothideomycetes, Pleosporales. The transcript has 2 exons. The record is from RefSeq and is a predicted model, not a curated record. The coding region runs from base 454 to 930 and encodes 158 amino acids.